AAACGCGUAAAGGGUGAAUGGCGUGGUGAUUACUGGCUUUCCCCCUUGCACGGAAAAAUGAGAUCACGAUUUUCACGGACAGGAACUGCCGCCGCCGUGGAGGGAGGCCGCCGCCUCCCCUCCCUGCGCGGGUCCCGAGUGACAUCACCGGUGAGCUCUGCUGCUCGGUGGAGAGGACUCAGCCCCGGACCAAGUAGGAUAAAGCGGGAAUAACGGGGAUACAGGAGGAGGAGGACUCGGGAAGAGUAGAAGACAAAAGCAAGACCAGGUUUCCCCCCAAUGCCCUGAGUGUGGCUUCGAGGGGGAGGGGUGCUGCACGGGCGCCACAUCCUUACGUGGCCGCACCCCAAAUCCCGUUCCCGCACUGCCCCACCCUCCAGCCGCCCUCAACUCCCAAUUCCAGCAAAAACCGAUAUCCGAAGCGGCGGGGAGAGCUGCCUUGACAGGCCCCAGGGGAACGGCAGAGAGACUUCCGGGCCUGGGAGGACUCAGGCACCCGCAUCUGGGGGGAGUGGGGUGAAGGCGAUCGCCGCUGCGCCCCCGCCCGGCCCGGCCAGCGGCGCCUCCCCCACCCGGGGACAGUAGCCAGAGGGGGGCGGCCGAAGCGCCUCCUCCUCCUCGCCGGAGCCGACGCUGCGGCGGAGGGCGAGGAAGGCGCCUCACCUUGCCCCCGAUGAGGGGCGGAUCAUGCCAUGGCAGCGCCGGCGAGCGGCAGCGGCAGCGGCGGCGGCGGCGAGCGGAGCUCCACCAGCAGCCCCGGGAGCUCGGCCGGAGCCGGGGGCGCUGCGGCGGGAGCCCGGGACAGCAGGGACGCGGGCGGCCGCAGCGCAGCGGUGACGGUGCCCGGUCUCCCUCCGCUCGAGGACUACGAGUGCAAAAUCUGCUACAACUACUUCGACGCGGACCGGCGCGCGCCCAAGCUGCUGGCGUGCCUGCACACCUUCUGCCAGGAGUGCCUGAGCCAGCUGCUGCUCCGCGCCGCCGCCGCCGCCGCCGCGCCCGAGCGCCCGCUGCGCCCGCCGUCCUGGCACGGCCCGCCCGGCGCCAUCGCGUGUCCCGUGUGCCGCCACCGCACGCCCCUGCCCGACAGCCGCGUGCACGGCCUGCCCAGCAACACCAAACUCGCCGAGGCCUUCCCGCUGGCCCUGCGCGCCGCGCACGACCCGCUGCCCCAGGACCGCCUCCCGCCUUUGCCCACUCGCCGCCCAACGCCCGCGGCGGGCCUGCCGCCCGCUCCGGCCCCGGCCCCGGCCCCGGCCCCGCCGCCGCCGCCCAGGGAGGAUGCCGCCCGCGAGCCUCGUGCCCGCGCCGGCCUGCGCGCCUCGGGCGCCUACGAAAGCUGCCAUAACUGCAAGCGCGCCGCGCUCACCGCGGGCUGCGUGUGCGUCGUCUUCUCCUUCCUCUCCAUGGUGGUGCUGCUCUUCACCGGCCUCAUCUUCGUCAACCACUACGGCGGUGGCGGCGCCGGGGAACCCCCCGGCGGCGGCGGGGCGCCGGCUGGCGCGGCCCAGGCUGCCGGGUCGCCCUCGCUCGUGGGGCCCAUCUGCCUGUCGGUGGCCAGCAUUCUGGCACUCUUCUCGGUUGUCGUCACUUGGCUCAUCUGCUGGCUCAAGUACCGAUCCCCCGAGGGCGCGGCCAUGGGCUCGGCUGGGGGCGGCGGCCCGAGGACGCGGGCGGCGGCAGCGGCAGGCGGCGUGCGGGGGAGCGACACGUAGUGGGGCAACUUGCCGGGUCUCCCGCCCGCACGCACCUGCAGUCCUGCGAGGCCCGCGAGGAGGGGGCCUUUGGCUCCGUGCGCUCGAGCUUCUCUGGCCUCCCCCCCCGUGGUCCCCGGACGCGCACCCCCUCGCCGCCCAGCCACUCCGGGGCUUCGGCUUUCCGCCUCUCGGGCUUUCCACGCCCCGCCUCCUCCGCGCUGGGCCGGAGAAAUCGAGGAGGCGGGGAUGCUCGUGGGGAGUCUAUCUCCCCGACUAUGCAAGAUCAACCUCCUCUCCAGGCACUAUCCCCAUCCUCUCCAAAGUGCUCUGCCGCCCUUCCCAGAGUCCGAGGAUUUGCAAAGAGAGGUGGAAAGGGGAGUGGGACCCCCGCCGCCCCGCCUGAACGCUGGUUCUCUGGCUGCCGCGACUUCAGUUUCUUUAAGGGUGCAGGUGCGCGCACACGCGGCUGCAGCAGUUGUGAAUGCGAAUUGUCCGGUGGAAGAAGGAAGGAGCUGCAAACAGAGAAAGGUUUCCCUGCUUUCUGGCGGUCCUGGAAAGCGAGUGAGCCGGAACGCCCAGAGUGGUGUUUACUCCCCGAGGGCACCGCGCGGGCUGGAGCGAGGCGGCCGGGCGCUCCUACAGCCUUCAACUGUGUGAAGCUGCGACAGGUGCACAGCGCGCGUGCGCGCUCCGGGGUGCGGGCGGCCGCGCAGAGCGCUCCAGGCGGAGGAUCUUGCUACCCGGGUCCCGCAGAGACCCAAAAGUCUUGGAAACUGGGCUCCUGGAAAUUUGUGGUGGUUUUAUUCGCGGCGUUACUACCAGGAAGUAAUUUCCUCCUCUGUAACUGGACUCAGGGAAAUUCAAGAGCCUGUUCUCCAUCUCAUCUCAAAACUGACUGACUGUUGCCCCCACCUGGAAGAUAUUGAAAGCUAUUCACGCAGAAAAUAAGCUGCAGGCUUCCCUCGCCCUUUUUCUUAAUUUCAUUUAAAAAUAUAAUUUAUUUAAGAAUAUAUGGAUCUAGAAAUUUUGUGCGAUAAAUUUUCAGAAAAGAUGUUUGACGAGCAGCAACAUUUCUUCCAUAUCUCCAGUCCAAAUACAUUUCGGAAUUAUCAGAGAAAAAGGCGUGUUGGUAACUGAUUCCAGAUUUUGUACUGUGAAACUACUAAUGACUUUCAACUAUCUGAUCAAAUAGAAAUAGUGCCCAAAGACUAAACUGACAAGUCUUUCUUCCUUCGAUUACAAAUGUAUAUUACACUUAACAGAAAAAUAUUUUGAAUUUAGCUAUUUGAUAUAGGAAAUUACUGAAAUGUUCACAUCCAGUCAUAUUAAAUAAAAAAGAAUACAUAUCUGUCUGAUUUUGUAACUAAAAAGAUGAAUUUCAAUGUGUGUUGCAGGUAGAUCCGAAGCCUUUUUAAGGUAAAAAAAAAACAAACAACUGUUCCAGGUGUAUUUUAUAUGAAAACAUUAUUUAUUCCAUCUUUUGAGAUUUGGAAUAAGUCAAAGUUUUCAUACCUAAGCAUCACAGAAACUACUGAGGAUAUACUGUUAUUCCUCAUGUAUUUAUGCAAGCUGUCUGCAUGAUAUUCCUACACUGUUCUAGUACCUGAACCUGAAUGAACAUUUGUAUCUUAUCAUAGAAAGCAGUCAUUUACUGGCCAUUGAUAAGUGAUAUGGCUGUGGUUUAGGAAUUGCAAAAUGAUGUGUUCUAUGUCUGCAUUGUCUUAAUUAAAACAAGCAUUUAUAGAAAAAAACUAUUUUCAUGAAAAUUA
Myotis daubentonii (Daubenton's bat) is the source of this 3466-nucleotide messenger RNA. RefSeq names its product ring finger protein 228 (gene RNF228). The record is from RefSeq and is a predicted model, not a curated record. Gene Ontology annotation, molecular function: ubiquitin protein ligase activity. NCBI's taxonomy places the organism in Eukaryota, Metazoa, Chordata, Mammalia, Chiroptera, Vespertilionidae. Gene Ontology annotation, biological process: protein ubiquitination.